CGUUCCCUCUCCUACUACUGUCUAAUUCCUGAUUCCCCUGUAUACUCACCCUGCCAUGCCCUUGCGCGUUACUUCGGCUCCCGUUUCUGGUAUCAGGAAAAACCGAAAACCCGCUACCCCGAGGCCGCGGGCCUCUCCCUUCGCCGCCCAUGCCCGUCGCAAACCUUCGGCGCCGUCAUCAUCCGGCAUCUCCAAGAUCUCCAGCGAGCAGGAUGAGUACGAGCAAGGCCCCCUUCCAGAUCUCGGGCCAUCACGUUACAUCCCCGAAACUGCUCCCGUAACAGAUGUGGUCGAGGCUCUCCAGUACAUUCGCAACAGCAUGUUUGAAGAUCUGCCCCGCCGAGCGGGCAUGAAUAGCACGCGCAUCGCCGAGAUCCUCAACUUUCGUCGCUCCCUGCCUCCCCUCGCCUCCGUCGCACACGUUCAUACUCUGCUGGAAGCACCCACAAAGGUCGAGAAGGAAAUCAUGGAGCUGGUUCGCGCCGGUCGGGUCCGCCGCUUGAUUGUCCCCGGGAGAGGGAAUGAUGCCGCGGGCUUAGGCGAUUGCUUAGUGUUGAGCGAGGAAUGGGACCGCUUGGUGCUAGAUAGCCCUGCAUUGGAAGCACCCCUGAAAGAGAAAUUUCUCGCGCUGCUUGGUCGGAUCGGAAACACAUGUGCAAUUCCCGGAGCCGCUUUCACUCCGCCGGAGUGUAUGGCCCUGGUCCGGGCUGGAUUUCUCGUCUCUUCUUCGUCCCUAGCGAAAGGCUCAUCCAGCUUAGCUUCCCUCCCUAUUCUCCCUACAACCUCGAUUACUCCAGCUUCCGCAAGUCGAAGUGGUGCUUACCCACCACACGAGGUCGGAGCGAACCCUCGCUCAUCAUCAACUACCGCGACACUCUUUCUUUCGCUUCCAAACACAGGCCCCUACCUUCGUCUGCUGAGCGCUGGCCGCUCACACCUCCUUUCUCUUCUGAAAAGGUCUAGUUCGAACGAGGUCCCUGUCUACCUCCUGCGUGACCGCUGGGAUGGGGCGGUCGAGAGUGAAAAGAGCUUCAGUGUGGCGAAGAGAGUUCGAGGCGAGUUUUCCGGCAUCUUGCCAGGCCGGACGAAAAAGUACAAGGAUCUCUACGGGAUGAACUUCCGCUGGGCUCUGGAGGAGGCGCUCGGGGCGGGGUUGGUCGAGAUCUUCGACACUGGCAGCGUUGGCCCCGGGGUGCGUUGCUUGUGAUCAAGAGGUUGUCCAAUCAAAGGAUGAUUCUAGACCAAAAGACUUGAGGCACGAAGUGAAGCAUGCUGCCAUAUAAUCUUGGCUGCAUUGCAAUGCGUGCUUGACAGAGCCGUCUGCCACGGAGCCGAUAGGCCCGUAGUCGAACGGACCAGACGGCUUCUCAAGACCAAAUGACUGUCAAUGCUCCAGGUUGCUCUUCGGAGCAUGUGAGCUCAUGAAUAUAUGAACCAAUAGAACAUGUACAUAGCCUAGCAUAUACCCAGACCAAUCUAUCUUUAAUGCGUAGAGUUGAUGCGGACGAUCCGAUAAUAUUCUGGCGGGUAAGAGCCAGUGACGGUUUUCGACAGAGCAAGCUAUUCAAUUCCAUCACGGUGCGAAUAUGGUGGCCUCUGACUUCUGGAUUUGUUGGUGAUUCCACCAUGUGCCUCGAAG
Messenger RNA from Aspergillus neoniger CBS 115656, 1639 nucleotides. RefSeq names its product Stk19 family serine/threonine-protein kinase. Gene Ontology annotation, biological process: protein phosphorylation; positive regulation of Ras protein signal transduction. Lineage: Eukaryota; Fungi; Ascomycota; Eurotiomycetes; Eurotiales; Aspergillaceae. Bases 56 to 1207 code for a protein of 383 amino acids. The transcript has 2 exons. The record is from RefSeq and is a predicted model, not a curated record. Gene Ontology annotation, molecular function: protein serine/threonine kinase activity.